AUGAAUAUUAAUAUCAGCAAACAAGACCAACUGUGCAGUGAUACUCCAUCAGAAAGCUCUCAAAACAAUCCUAUUUCAGAUGUAAUAAAUACUGAAAAUACAAGUUCAGCAUGCCUGAAAUCACCAUCGCCGACAUUAUUUCCAGUGCAUGCAUUCAACACCUUAAAUUCUUUGUUAUCACGAUCACAUUGGCAAGUACCUGUCCUACCAGAUUCACAAUUGGAAACUAUACUAUUAGCAUCAAUCAAUAUGGCUAAACAUGGUGAAGAUAUUCAUUCACAAGAUUGUUUGCGAUUUUAUUCAGAUGGUUUAAUUAGUUCUUUUCAGAAAAUAUUUCAUGAUGAUGCAGUUACUCGUUGGGAUUCACAUAUCUUACAUUUUAUUUACGCCAAUUCUUUACUGGGUAUUGAAUUGUGUUCCAUAAAAGCAAAAUCUGACUGCCUAGCAAUAUUAGAAUUGGAAAGUAUUCUGUUCGAUCCUAAUUCACAGUUUCACAUACGUAGUAUGAUUUCCAUUAGUGUAACACACGAAAUUCGUUAUGGUGUUCAUAGGAAUGUUGUAUGUAGAUUUGAAGAUAUAAUUAAAUUAUUGCCACAUAUCUCAAUGUCAAAUAAAAACGACAGUACGUGUCAACAACAACCAGGACAAAUAGAAGAAGAUACUAAUCCCAUGAAGAAUAAUGAUCCUCUGACACUAUACAAUACUGUCCAAAUAAAGGAAUAUUCUAUUUCUUAUGCAAAUUCUAAGGAUGCACCUAUUUUAGUGGAUUUUAUCAAUCUAUUCGGACGAUUCAAUGGAUUCGAUCGAUUGAAAGCACGUUUCCUUGAAUUAGAUAACAAGUACCACUGGGAUCAGCAACAAAGAGAUAUGUUACAACAGCAGCUUCAACAACAAUCCAAUGAUCAGACAGAAUUCUUAUCACUUAGUCUAAUACAUGCUUAUCUGCAUCCUUUUGCCUUAUGUUCAAAUUAUUUAAGUGACUCAGUAAUUGAAGAAUAUUUCAAACCAAUAGUGACUAUUAUUGUCAAUUAUUUAUCUCAUUUAACUGAUGAUCAAAUUAAACGUGAAACUAAAAAGGAAAUGCGUAAAGAUGAUUUUAUCACUAGUUUGAAACUGUCUUUAUGUACAUUAGUAAAACGUAUUCCAUCAUCAACAGAAGAUGAUAUUGAAACAAUUGAAUUACUCAGUCUUAAUUUAAUCUAUCGUUUCCUUCAGCUAUCUUCUUUCAAUGGGAAAAUGAACACACUGAACGAAUUAAUUCGUUUAUUACCUAAUACUAAUCCAUUACGAGUUGGUCAGUGGAUUACAGAUAUUAAGUUAUUAAAAUUAUUACUUCGUGAAAAUUUGCAUCAAUUACAAUAUGUGGAAAAAGUUGAAGAGAUAAUACGUUUUAUGAUUAGGAAAUUAUUAUUAACAUCAGAUGAUUUAGAUAUCAUAUGGGAAUCACAAAUUGGUAAACAUGAAACUAUCAUUAAAAAUAUAUUCAAUAUGUUAACACGUUUAGCAUUGGAAUUUUCAGUGAAUCAAUUAAAUUAUUUAUUUAAUUGUUUUAAGGAAAGUUGGAAAAAAGCAACAAAACGUCAACGUGAACGUUUAAUUGAUUUGAUCACAAUGUUAGCUGAACAAGAUACAGAUGGUAUGAUGAUGCAAAAAACAUUAGAUCUUCUGUGGGAUUGGGCUAUCAGUUUGAAAUUUUCUACUGAUUUAAUGAAUGCUUCACUUAAAUCACAUGCAAAAAUUCUUAGUUGUAAUAAUAAGCCAUUCGUAUGUCAACUUCGGAGUGCUUGGCUUGGGAAGCUUGCGAGUUUUUUGAAAAUCGAACCAAACAACGAUGAAGGUUGUUUAUUACCUGCUGCAAAACAAUUCAUUGAAAUCGCCAACCUUUACCAUACGGGUUCAUCAAAUGAAAAUACUUUAAUUCAAAGUAUAAAUCAACGACACAAUGUUUUAAAAGCAGCUGUAGAUUGUAUCAUACAAACAAUGUGGUCAGUACAUGAAGAACGUUUAAAUGUAAUAAUAAAAAAUCUAUCUAUUCCAUCCAAAUCUCCAAUUUCAAUGAAUACAUCAAAAAAUUUAAAUUCUAAUCUACAAUUAAUCAAAGUGAAAGAAUUAUUAAAACUUUUACGUUAUCUUAUAUUUCAAUGUCAUUUAUUAUGUACCAUAGAUUUAUUACAAGGUAUUUGGGAUUCAUUAUUCAAGCCAACAUUUCAACCAAAUUUUACUGUCAACAAUCAUAUUUUAUUAAAAUAUCAAUAUCAAAUUGUAUUAACAAAUGAUUGUGAUUUAUGCUUUAAAUGGUUUACAUUGUUUUUUAAUGAUUCUGUAUGGUCAGAAUGUCGUGAUUUUAUUUGGGAUAAUUAUUCAACAUUAAAUCCAAAAUUAAUGACAAAUGCUGGUGUAGAAUUCGUUGUUCAAUUAUUUUGUCGUAUCAAUUCGGAUAAUACAUGUGUUAUUAGUGAAUUGAAUGGAUUCAAUUCAAUUAAAUUAUUAUCAAUGACAUCAUCAGCAGCAACAGGAACAGCAGCAUUAUCAUCGACAAUUAUUCCUAAUAAAACUGACUAUACCAUUACUACUAUUAAUAGUAAUUAUUCUACCGUAACUACAACUUCGACUACUAUGAAUACUACUACUACUACCAUGACAACUACUUUAACAAGUAUUAAAUUCAUUAAUUUAAAACAAUUAUGGAAUUUUAUUUUAUGUUCAAAUAAAAUAGUUUAUCAAAAAAUAUGCAAAUUAUUAUUACAAUUAUAUACUAAUUAUAGUUCUACUAUAAAUUUGAAUAAACGUAAAGAAUUAUGCUUUAAUAUUAUGAAAUUAUGUUAUACACAUAUUAAAACAGAUUAUAAUCAGUUAAUUUCUUCUAUCGAAAAACAAAAAAAUUAUGAAACAACAAUUUCAUCAAAACUGUCACCGUCAUCAUCAUCACCUACCUCAUUAUCAUGUGAUCCUGAAAUAAAAUCAGCUACAUUCAAACGUAUAUUAAGAAUUUUAAAAUUAUUGAAACAAUUUACAGUUAGAAUGAAUUUAGAAAUGUUUAUUAAUGAUUCAAGUGAUUGUAUUCCAUUGAAACGUUCAUGGAUUGGUUCAUCAUUUUUCUUAACAGUCACCUGUCAAGGUUUACCAAUUUUAUUUCCUACCAAUAGUAAUAACAACAAUAUUAGUGCUGAUGAUGAUAUUGUUGAUAGCAGUAAACAAAUUUAUUUAUCUGAUGGUAAGACAGCCACGAUUACACUCAUUGUACAUGGAAAUCUGACUUUUGGUGAAUUACGUGCUUAUCUUUUAAAUUUUUGUCUACAUGGUUUCACAUCAAGUAACAAUUCCAAUGAUAACGGUAGUAAUGGUGGUGUUAGAGAUACCAGUGGUGGUGGUAGUAGCAGUAGUAGUAGUGGUAUUCAAUGUCAAGAUAAUAAUAAUAUUCCACAUUCAAUGACAAAUUCAAUGUAUCAGUUAGAAUUACGUAUAAUAAAUGUGGAACAGACAAAUUCAAAUGAUUGUAUAUUACAUCAUAAUAUUGAUAAUGAAUUGUUGGUGAAUUUAUUUCUGUUCUUUCCAAAUUGGACUAAGAAUUUCUUAGACAAUCGUGAUCAUAUAAAUAAUGAUGUUCCGUUUGUUCAUCUGGAAUUGUCCGCAAAAUUAAUGUUUACCAGUAACGAAUUAUCAUCGUCCACUACUGAAUCAUCAACUACAACACCUGGCUCUUUACAAUUUUCUUCUUAUUAUAUUAAAGUGUUUGAUAAUAUUGAAGUCAAUGCAACACAACAAAGUAGUAAUGAUAUUGCCCUAGGCUGUCUUCAUACUAAUGACAAUACUACUACUACUGCCACUAUAAGUAAUAAUAAUAAUUUUCUGGAAGACGACGAUCACUUACUGUCAUCAGAAUUAAAGAUAUUUGAUUCGAUAAUUGAUCGGAAUCUUGAACAAGAACAACUUCCAAAUAUUAACAAUAGUGAUAAUAAUGAUAGUAAAUGUGAUAGUUUAUUGAUAGAUAGUAAAUUGAAGGUAGACGACUCUGAUGCAUUAAAGUGCAAUCAACAGUUGGAUGUUGAUCGUGAAGGCGAAUUCAUUUUAAAUACUGAUCAACGUAUUGAAUUCUUAUUAAAUUUGGGCAGGAUUGCAUUAGCUUUAAAUCAUUCCAAUAUAUUUCAUAGUAUUAUGCAAUUACUCAAUUGUAUGCCAUUGCAUAAAAAACUAAUUAAAUUUAUUAAAGAUAAUUUAAUCCAGUUAGUUGAUAUGAAAAUUAUUGGACGUUGCAAUGAACUGUCUACUGAACCUCUCUUAUCGCAAACAUGGUUUCAUCAUUUACUUACAAAACCAAAUGUAUCAACUGGAGUAUUUAAUUUAUUUAAUAAUAAACAAAUCAAUUUGGAGAAUACACCGAAUUUUAUUGAAUUAUUGUAUACACUACAAGUUUUGUAUUGUUUAAUGAUGCCUAGUUGUUUAGUGAAACAUUAUCAUUUUAAUAAACUGAAUGGAGAACAUAAUCAAUUUUAUAAUUCAUGUAAUAGUAAUAAUAAUAUAUAUAAUUGUCAACGCUUUUUUCCUCCUAAUACUACUACUACUACUACUACUACUACUACUACUACUACUACUACUACUAAUAAUAAUAAUAAUAAUAAUAAUAAUAAUAAUAAUAGGAAUAUCAGUAGUAACACUAUGCCAAGAAUUAUCGAUUCUACUACAAACGAUUUGUUUAAUCAAGUUCCACAUUGGUCAGAUGCUAUAACUAUUACCCUGCUUCUACUUCGUGGUGGUGCCUUAAACCUACUUCUUUCGUCUCCAAUUUUAGUAUCCUCCUUCACUCCUACAUCAUCUUCAAAUCAUAAAAUUAUUAACUGUGAUAAGAAUGAAGGAAAACGUCCUUUAUCCUAUGAUCAUUUACUCGAUUCCCGUUCUUCUUCUCUCUCGCUUUCAUCUUUUGUUAGUAUUGUUAAUAAAAAUGAUGACGAUCAGAUUAUUUUCUAUGAUACAACAAUUCAUUGGAAACUACUUUAUUACAUACGUCUAUGGCUGUUAAGAAUAAUUCGUGUAUUACUUAUUAGUACAGCUAAUACACUAGUAUUGUACAACCUAGAUUCAAUAUCAGAUUAUAUGUGUAAUGUAUUCAAAAAGUCAUCAUUUUAUCAGUUAUUAAUUUCUCUGUCAGUCGCUAUGACAGAUCCUAGUUCCUGUCGGAAUGAUUUUUCAUCUACUAAUUCUUUACAACAAAAUCCACGAUCAUUGUUACAGUCUGUAUCAGAUAGUAAUAGUACUACCACUACUGCAACAAAGAUGAUAACAGAAAGAAGUAAUGCUGGAAAUCUUGAUGGUACUGCUGAUAGUGAUGGUGGUGAUGUUGGUAAUUCAGAGCAUAAUAUGGAAUAUAUUUGGAAAUUACUACUUCAUACUUAUAAAUUAACUAGUAGUACAAAUCAUCCUGUACUAGGUGGAGAUUAUUUUCUACUUUUACACGCUUUACACGUUGCACAAUUGGCGAUUGUAUCUAAUAUAUCUAUAAAUGAAGUGAAAAAUUACUGGUUUAAAAGUAGUAUAAAUAAUACUUUUGAAAAUCUAUUGUUAACUGGAUGGCAAACAAGAUAUGGUUGUGAAAAUCCAAUGGAUUAUUUAAAAGAUUUUAGUAUGAAACCUAAUCGUAUUGAUAAACUUUAUUUAUGUACAGAUAUAAAUAAUGUACAAGAGAAUAAUUUAUUAAAAGAUGAAUUGGCUUUAAUGAAAAAUGAACUGUCAGUUGAAUCCUUCUCUCAACUUGUAUUAACUGAAAAUAGAUUUCAAGAUAUCAAUGAAGAUAUCCUCCCUGUUAAUGAUAACAAACAAACAGUUACUAAUAAUCUAUCUAAUUCAACUCGUUUAUCUUCAUCGGCUAUAUCUUUAUUAUCGUGUGAAUCUACGUUGUCAUCAUCUUCCUCAUCGUCAACAUUAUCUUCUGUUCGCCAGUUACACUCAUUAUCAUCGUCAAGUUCUUCAUCUAAUAAUGAGAAUAUUAGUGCUGGCAGUAAUAAUAGUCGUAGUAGUAGUAGUAGUAGUAGUAGUAGUAGUAGUAGUAGUAGUAGUAGUAGUAGAAGUUGUAAUGGUAGUAGUAAUAAUAGUGAUUUCAAUGAUAUCGAAGAUAGAAAUUUGUCAAAAUUAUUAUAUUCUAACUUUCAUGAACAAUGCUUUAAUUCUUUUCGAAGUGGUGAAACUCAGGGUUCAGUAAUCAUAGAAGCAUUAAACUGUACUCUAUGGUAUCAAUGUUUGUAUCCACAGAGUGAAUUUCGUACAUUUUUAAAGUACCCUUUAUCAUAUAAAAUGUUAGUUUGUUUAUCACAGAGUCAUUCAACAGUAGAUAGUUAUCGUAGUUGUCGUGAUCGUCGUGGUAGCAAUCAUCGUAAACAUUCACGUCAGUAUCGUCGAUAUCAACCUCCUUCUGUUCUUCAGUCACAUUCUUAUCUAUAUGAUUACAAUUAUCAAUUAACUGGUGCAGAUAUGUUACAAGAUUUGUUAUUUUCCGAUUCGUUAAUUAUUCGCAUAUCUACAAGAUAUUGUAUGCAUACUUUAUUAACAUUUACUGCUACUGAGAAUAGAGAUAAUGUCUAUUAUGCAUUGGAACAAAUGUUCAAUUGGUUACCUAAUUAUGUUCCAUCGAAAAUAACACAAUCUGAUGAAUAUUUUAAUUUACUUGUCCAAAUCAUUCCGUUUAUGCAUAAUCAUGAACAAUUUUUACAAAGUGUACAUCAAUGGCUUAGAGACGAAAUUGUUUGGCUUCGAUUAAUGAUAACUGAUCGUCAAUUAGGAUCGUGUGAAACACCUAUUUCUUAUCCCUCUGUUGAUAUCACUCCACCGACUUUCCACUGUGCUACAACUCCAGAAUCCACUGAUCAAACAUCACUAAACAAAGAAUGGAUAAGCUUCACUGCAUGCCUUAGACCAGAUACCAUUUUUCAGCAUUUUCAUAAUAUGUCUAUUGAGGAUAAAGAUUCCUUAAUUUGUGGACACUUAAGAAUUUGCAAAUCGUUAUAUCAAUGUUGUCUAGAUUCUACUAAAUCAUCGUUACAAUUGUUAACGAGUGAAGACGAUACUGAUCAACUGUUUGACCAAAUGAAACAAACUUCAGGACAGAUAUAUGACUUCCCAACGAAGAUUGUAAACAAUGUUGAUACAAACAAUGAUGAUAACGUCAACUGCAUAAGUACUACAUCGAAAGCUGUAAAUACUACUGAUCAACAAUGUAAUAACAAUUCAUCACAUUAUUUAAUAAAUCAAUUAUAUUUAGUUAAAGACUUAAUUGAAUUUUUAUUAUUUCCCGCUUCAAAACAAUAUAACGAAAUACGCAGAUCUACAAUAUAUUCACAAAUCAAUAUCCAACAUCAAAUAAUGAAAUAUGACUACAACGAUAUUCAUGAUAACAUUAUUCAUCAUAAUUCUUAUUCUCCAUUAUCUACAUCAUAUUUCUCUGUCAUAUCUAAUUUAUCAUGUUCAAGAAAAUUAAUGAAUUCAACUUUUGAUUUUCUUCUAUCUAUAACUAAAUGUAACCUAUUAAAUAGUCAAUUAUUAACAACUAUGCUGUAUGAUUUGAUUUUUUCCACUAAUGCAAGACCUAUGAAUUUCAACUGGAAUUAUAAUUUUGGAUUAAAUUCUACUAAUUCAACAUCAUUAUUAUCAUCGUCAUCAAUAUUUUCUGAUCAUAUUGAUAAAAAUAAUUGGAUUAAUAAUGAUUAUAAUAAUUAUAAUCGUAAUGAUAACGAUAUGAGUAUUACACAUCGUUUUGUUGGUUUAAAAAAUGGUGGAGCUACAUGUUAUAUGAAUUCUAUUAUACAACAAUUGUUUACAUUGGAACCAAUUCGUGAUUGUAUACUUAGUGCAAAUCCAGAAUCUUUACUGUUAGAUUAUAAGUUGUUGAUAGAUAAAGAUGCUUCGAAAGUGAUGAAUACUUCAACAAGCUCUAGUGAUUAUAUCGCUGAUAAUAUUUGUCAACAAAGAUUAGAUGAAGAACUGAAAAAUAACGCCACAACAACUCACAAUGAUCAAACAUCACAAGAGUUAAAAUUUCAACCCUUAAGUAAAGAAAAAAUUCAUCAUUUAAAUGUGUUAUAUCAUAUGCAAACUAUUUUUGGACAUUUAGCUUAUAGCCGUGUUAAAUAUUAUGCGCCAGUAGAAUUUUGGCGUCAUUUUAAAUUUCGUGCAGAGGCUGUACAUGUUAGAGAACAACAUGAUGCAUUGGAAUUCUUUCAAAUACUUGGUAAUGAUUUGGACGAAGCUUUAGAAUUAUGUAAAUUGCCUAAAAUUGUUGAAGUUGUGUUAGGUGGUAAAUUUGCUGAUCAAAAGAUCUGUUUGGAUUGUCCACAUCGAUAUACAAGUUAUGAAUCAUUUACUACACUCAAUGUUGAUAUUUUAGAUCAUAGGAAUCUAAUUGAUUCAUUGGAACAAUAUGUAAAAGGUGAAUUAUUAGAAGGAGAUAAUGCAUAUCAUUGUAGAAUAUGCAAUAAAAAAAUACCAAUAUUAAAACGUAUGUGUAUUCAAAAAUUACCAUUAGUAUUAACUAUUCAAUUGAAACGUUUCGAUUAUGAUUGGGAACAGGGUGUAUCACUUAAAUUUAAUAAUUAUUGUGAAUUUCCACGUCAUUUGGAUAUGCUACCAUAUACUGUGCAAGGUUUAAAGGACUCUACAGAUUCAUCGUCCUGUAUAACUACUGAUGUCAUCAAUAACACCAAUGAUAAUAAUAAUACUGAUGAUAAUAGUCCAUGUACAAAAUAUAAUUUACGCGGUGUAGUUGUUCAUAGUGGUCAAGCAUCAUCUGGACAUUAUUAUUCAUUUAUUCGACAUUAUCGACCUCGAACAAAAACAUACAAAUGGUAUAAAUAUGAUGAUCAUAAUGUUAUCCCUGUUCGGUUAGAUAAAGAUGAAGAGGCUGUCGAACAGUGGUUUGGUGGUGAAUGGAAAGUUCCACCUCAUGAUCUGUCAAAAUUCACUCAUUUAAGAUCUGGUAAACGUUGGUGGAGUGCAUAUUUAUUAUUCUAUGAACGUGAAGAUUUCCAUGAACAAAUUAAAAACAUAUCAAUACCUAAAUUAGGUUCAAAUCCAAAACAAUCAAGAUUAACUAAACGUGUACAAGACAUUGUAAAUUGGCAGAAUAUCGAACAUUUACAUCAUCGUAUUCAAUUUGACCCAUUGCUUCCAGAAUUUAUCUAUAAUUUAAUUGAUAAUAAUUUACAAUUGUGUAUGACUAAUUCCAGUGCUUAUCAGAAUUUAGGAUUUAUUACUGUAGAAUUGUUACUUCAUUUUAUUUUUCUACGUUAUCAUGUGGUCAUAUCAAAUUGGAAAUCUUGGCUACUUUUAUUCAUCAAAUUGAUUUCGAUUAGUGCGCCAAUAAGAUGUGAAUUAAUUAAAACAAUGUUUUUAGCAUCACCGGAUCAAAUUAGAUUUUUACAAUUCCAUUGUCCUUAUCCUGAAAUGCGGUUUCUCAGUGCCGCUUUAAUCAUUUAUGUCUGUCAUUUGUGUAUGAAUGAUCCAUCUGUACAGUGUGAAGAUAUUCUACAUUCGUUUAUUUCACUGGUUAACAGUUCUACCAUUAUUACUAAUACUACUGAAAGCAGUGACAAUAAUAAUAGUAAUUGCUGUUCUAGUGUAUGUAAUACAAGGUCUACGUCAACCAACACUACUAAUGUGACCACUUCUCCAAGUAUUGAAGUUACUGCCAAUACCACAAAAAUAACUACUGCUGCUACUACUACCACCAGUGUCUUGUCUUAUUUAUUAAGGUCUACAUUGAAUGAAACAAAAUCACCAGUAUUUGUUGAAAAUUCAACCGUUGAUAACGCACAGAUUACUGCUCAAAUAUUUUCUGCCACGUGUUUUAUUAAUCGUUUUAUAAGUUUAUCACAGAAACGUUCUUUCCGUUCUUUACAAAAUGAUCCCAGUAAUACUGAUGGCAAUAAUAAUUUAUAUAGUCAGCUGAUUAAUCCAGGAGAGUGUUUAAUACAAUUGAUAGUUCAUCAGUUGCAUUUCUCUCCAAAUACACUAGCACUAUCAUCAAAUAAAUCUUUCCAGGAACAACAGCCAAACUAUCAUCAACCCUACUCUACUAUUCGAUCAGGAAAUCCUUCAUCAUCAUCAUUUACAUCGACACUUCAAUCUAUGAUGACAGUACCAUCAACAUCAUCAUCGACUACGUUAUAUCCAUCUGCUAUUAAUAAUAAUAAUCGUUCUACAUUAUUACCAUCAUCAUCGUUAUCAACUGUGUGUCCUUCAUCUGUAAUAUGGGCACAGUAUUUUGCUAUUUUGUUAGAUUAUGCAAAUUAUGGUAAACAAGAAUGUUGUUAUCUGUUAAAACUACAUGUCCCGGAAAUUUUAAUCAAUUAUAUGCUGUCCUAUGAAGUUAUGUUGAAAAGUGUUGGGACUUAUAUAUCCGGAACAACAACAUCAAUACCGUAUACUCUUUCAUCUUCCCUUCCCGGCUGGAACCAAGAAUCGCGUAAUUACAAUUGUAUACAAACAUCCAUCAAACGUUUAUACAACGAAUUAUCUAUGGAAAUUCAAUCAUUUAGCUGCGCAAAUUUGCGGCUUUCAUCGUGUUUAGAUGCUUUAGUCUAUGCACUUCUAAAUAAUUCAACAGUGUCAACUACAGCAUCGAAUUCAAAUUUUGAUUUUUACAGUCAAUAUAAAUAUGACUAUAAUGAUACAGUGAACAAUGAACAGAAUAAUUUGACCACAAUUAGUAACCAUGAUUUUAAUACUACUGUAUCUAGUCUUAUCACGUAUUGUGGUUUAAAAAUCUCACUGGAUUUAUUAUCUUAUCUAAUCAGAUCUUGUGAAAUUCCAUCUCACUACCUCAACUUCUCACCACGAUUGUCUUCGUCAUCACCAUCUUUUUCUACGACAACCUCAUCUGCUAAUUGUCAUUCUUUAGCAGAAACCGAAGAUCAAGUCGCUCGUAAAAUAAAUAAAACUGAGAAACAUUUUGAACCGCAUGGAACUUGUUCAAUCAUUUCAGAAUCAUUAUUAACUGAUACACAAGCUAACUCAUUAUCUACCAAUCAGCAUAAUCCUUAUUGUGUAACAUCUACUCCAUUGGUUACUCUUUCUAAUUCUUUAAUCCAAUUAUUUUUUUACAACCAACCAGAACGUUUUGUUAAACGUUUAACAGGUUCACUCCUUAAUCCAAUCACAUUGAAGCCGAUUUCAGAUAUUCUAUUGUUCCUCUCUUAUGAAAAUACGAAUUUUUCAGAUCUUAUUCUCAGGGAAUUAGUUUAUUCCAUUUUGCAUCCAUGUGAUUUAGACAGUAUAUUAAAAUUAUUAGAACGUCUAUUACAGGUAUCAGAUUCAUUAAAAUCUGUACGUAUACGUCUUUUGUUUAGCUAUUCCAAUGAUGUUGACUUAUUCAAACUAUUAAAUUCCAAUUUUAUUUAUGAAACCAAUGCUGCUGCAUAUCAAGUAUUCUAUUUAUUCCUUAAUUUACUAUUCACGGAUUCGGAUGUAAUCACUUAUUUAUCCAGCGAAAUCUAUUUGGUUAAAGUAUUAAGUGAGCUUACUGCAUCAGCUUUGGAUAGUUUAAAAUUAGACACAUCAGAUAACUGGCUUGAUGAUAAAGAAAAAACAAUAAAAGCAUUGGAACAAGCUGGACGAAUUCUAAUGAAUUUGAUCCCUUCAAUUGUGACGCUUCCAAACGAUAUGAUUGGUAUGAUUGAGAAUGAUAGUGUACAAAAUGAUGACGGUGAUCUUGAUGAUGAUAAUGCUAACGACAAUGAGAACCAGAUCACCAUUUCCAACAAAACUAACAACAAAAAGCAAUAUGAUAAUCGAUUUUCAAGUUGGGGAAAAAGUGAAGAGAAUGAUGAUGCUGAUGUUGAGGAGGAAGAGGACGACAAUGAUGACUAUGGUGCUGCUGAUGAUGAUAAUGAUGAUGAAAGGGAAGAAACAGAUGAGAGAAAUGACCGUUUAAUUACAUCACUUUGUCGUAUCACCUCUUCAUCUCUGUCAACAUCUUAUGACCCUGAGCUAGAUCAUUUACCUUCAAAUCAUGAAUAUAUAAUUAGUCGUAAUACAGCAAGGACUAGUACUCGUACAAUAGUCGAUACCAGUCUAGAUACUUUUAAUCAUACAUGUAUCACUGCCGGUCCACCGGCCACUACUACUUAUACUACUAUUACUACUGCGAGUAGUAAUAAUAAUAACAGUAAUCUUAAUAACAGUAGACAAAUAUACGGACAGUUAUUGUCAUGUGGUACAUUGUCUGGGGAAAUAGCAACUCACAAACAACAAGAAGAUAGUAGCUUUAACAAUUCUAAUAAUAACAAUCAUAAAUUAAAUGAUAACAAAGGUAAUAAUAAAUAAUGUGAAUAAAAAAUCAAAUAAGUUAA
Schistosoma spindalis is the source of this 12332-nucleotide messenger RNA. NCBI's taxonomy places the organism in Eukaryota, Metazoa, Platyhelminthes, Trematoda, Strigeidida, Schistosomatidae. The record is from the annotation of a GenBank genome assembly.